Messenger RNA from Macrosiphum euphorbiae (potato aphid), 369 nucleotides. The record is from the annotation of a GenBank genome assembly. NCBI's taxonomy places the organism in Eukaryota, Metazoa, Arthropoda, Insecta, Hemiptera, Aphididae.
AUGACAAGUACACCAAAAAAGUUAAAGCCCUCAUUUAGGUCUUUUGAAAAUAGUGAAUGUAAAUCGAGUGAUGUUGAUUAUGACGAUGAUGUAGAAGGCGGUAAUUUAGUGGCGAUUACAAAUGAAUCAUUUGUGGCUGGUAAACAAAACGAGAUUGGUAUACAAUGUGAAUUAGGUAGUGAAGUAUUAAAAAGUCACCAUGAUUUAUCAUUAAAUUUAUCACUUGAUGAGUUUUCAACUUCGGAGGAUGAAAGUUUUGAAGUUUAUGAUGAGGACAUCGAAGUACUUCAAACUGGAAAAAAUGCCAUAAGGAAAUCUAAAGAAAUAGAAAACGAUUCGUGUUACAUUGUUUUCUGGGAGUCUCUAUAA